Molecule: messenger RNA, 491 nt
Organism: Cladocopium goreaui
Lineage: Eukaryota; Dinophyceae; Suessiales; Symbiodiniaceae
Source: the annotation of a GenBank genome assembly
CCGACGAUCGCUCCAAAGCUGCAGCCAUGAACGAUCUGGAGCGACAACUUCUGGAAGUCCUGGCAGAUGUCCAAGCUUUGCGUCAAGCCAAUGAGAAGCUGGACAUGAUCCUGACGGCCCGCCUGGGAGGACCCCAAUACAGCGGCCCUCCCUGCGAGCUGGAAACCACAGCUGUGCGCGCUCCUUUGGAAGCGGUGGUGGAAGAGGCGGACGGGGAGAUAGCAAAAGAGGACAGGCUACCUGAGACCGGCCUCACGGCUCCGCGCUUUGGCGCCGACGCCCCGCCCAUCUCGGCAGAGUGGUCGCUGGAGGAUGAAGGAGUUGCUCCACAUCGAGAUGGCAUCGCCUCCUUUCCUUCCUUUCAGGUGGAAGCUUCUUUCCCAGAGGAAUUGCCGGAACAGGAGCCGGAGCCUCCACUGAGCCAGGAGGACGGUGGGUCAAGUGGUGGAAAUACCCAUGACAUCGCAGAUGGGUCUUUUGUAAGGCUUUGA